Manihot esculenta (cassava) is the source of this 1852-nucleotide messenger RNA. Its product is annotated as transcription factor HHO3. The record is from RefSeq and is a predicted model, not a curated record. The transcript is spliced from 5 exons. Gene Ontology annotation, biological process: regulation of DNA-templated transcription. Gene Ontology annotation, molecular function: DNA binding; DNA-binding transcription factor activity. The coding region runs from base 514 to 1716 and encodes 400 amino acids. Lineage: Eukaryota; Viridiplantae; Streptophyta; Magnoliopsida; Malpighiales; Euphorbiaceae.
AUUGCCAGCCCACAGAUAACCGACGAAAAGCGAAUCACACCCUCGAAUAUUCAACCCCUCUUUCUCUCUCAACCGGGAAAUCAAAUUAUAUACCACGCUUCAAAGAUUCGUUUUCUACGCGACGCCCCGACUUUGAUUCUUUCCUCCCCCCUCUCUUUCUUUCCUUCCUUCCUUCCCUCUUCUCCCUUCUCAUCAUCCUUUCAUUUUCUCCAAACACCAAGCCUUAAUCUCACCACUUUAUCUCUCUAAAAAAACUUUUUCUUUUUUGUUUUGUUUGGGCAUUGUUUGGUUUGUUUUUGUUUUUUAAGUUUAUUCCGUUUUCUGAUUCUAUUUAGAUCCCAUAUUCUCACCUCAUAUUCUCCCCUUCUUUCUCUCUCGUUGGUUCGGAUCUAUCUAUGCUUAGACCUUCAAAACCCACUUCUUCAUAUAAUCUGCUUCAUCAUCGGCAGCUAUAUAUAUAUAUCACCACCAUCAUCAUCAGCAGUAAUAACAAGAGAGUUAUUAAGGAGAAAGAUGGAUUUUGCAGAGAAGAUGCAGAGGUGCCAUGAAUAUGUAGAGGCAUUAGAGGAAGAAAAACGUAAGAUUCAGGUCUUUCAACGCGAGCUUCCUUUGUGUUUAGAGCUUGUCACGCAAGCGAUCGAGGCAUGUAGGAGGGAGUUAUCUGGUACGACGACGGAGUACAUGCAUGGGCAAUCGGAGUGCUCGGAGCAGACGUUGAGUGAAGGAACUAGACCGGUGCUUGAAGAAUUUAUUCCUAUCAAGAGGACUCACUCUUCUUCUGAUAAUGAUAAUGAUGAUGAUGAUGAAAAUGAUAACGAUGAUCAAGAACAACAUUCACACAAGCGAAAUAAAACUGUGGUCAACAAUAGCGGCAGCAGCAACAACAAGGACAAGAACAGCAGUGAUCAUAGGAAGAAAUCUGAUUGGCUUAGAUCUGUCCAGUUGUGGAAUCAAUCUCCAGAUCCAUCUCCCGAAGAGGAUGUACCCAGAAAGGCAGUGGUGACGGAGUUGAAGAGAAAUGGUGGUGCAUUUCAGCCAUUUCAAAAAGAGAAGACCACAGGGAAGAGUAUCCAGACUAUAGCCAAAACCCCAUCUUCAGUGCCGGCUUCCGCAACCAGUUCGACGGCCGAUACAGGAACUGGAGCAGGGAUUGUUGGUGGAAGUGAAAGAAAAGAAGAGAAAAACGGGCAAAACGAAAGAAAGCAGAGGCGCUGUUGGUCACCGGAGCUGCAUAGACGCUUCUUGCAUGCCCUUCAACAGCUUGGCGGCUCACAUGCUGCAACGCCAAAGCAGAUUAGAGAGAUAAUGAAGGUGGAUGGACUAACUAAUGAUGAAGUAAAGAGCCAUUUACAGAAAUACCGUUUGCAUACGAGAAGACCAAGCCCAGCAAUCCACAACAACAGCAAUCCACAAGCAGCACCUCAGUUUGUAGUUGUCGGAGGCAUAUGGGUGCCGCCGCCUGAAUAUGCAGCAGUAGCGACAACAACAGCAUCAGGGGAAACAUCCACCUUAGCUGCUGCGGCGGCCAACGGAAUCUAUGCUCCGGUGGCUGCACCACCUCCCACGUCCCAUCAAAUGCUACAAAAGCAGGAACAUACACAAUCUGAGCAGAUGCAAUCAGAAGAAAGAGGCAGUCACAGUGAAGACGGUGUUCGAUCUAAUUCCCCUGCUACAUCAUCUUCCACGCAUACCACCACAAAUUCCCCUUUGUUUUGAUUGUCGCGACAAGAGAUCAGGAUGUAAAAUUUUGUAAACAAAUAAUAGAAAAAGGCCAAUUAUAUGACUUGGACAUCAUUCAAAUGCGAGUCUUUUUUGCUUAAGGCAAAAUUUCAAUUAAGUAGAUUUUGAGUUA